Pocillopora verrucosa is the source of this 1410-nucleotide messenger RNA. The record is from RefSeq and is a predicted model, not a curated record. Lineage: Eukaryota; Metazoa; Cnidaria; Anthozoa; Scleractinia; Pocilloporidae.
ACCGUUAUCCGUAAAAGCCAUCACCCCAUUGAGCCCCUCAUGAAGCUCGUGCGUUAAGAAACUUUUGUAUUUAUGUUCCAUGUCAGAAAUGAUUGGCAAGACAUGUUGGCGGUAUCUUUGAAUGGCAAAUGUAAAUUUGAACCCAAGUUUGUCCGUGAUCUUUCACAGUUAAUGACAACAUUGACUCUUACGUUGUCUUUUAAGUAGUUCCUCAUUUUAAUAAAUUCUCUGGACAGAGAAUGUGACCUUAAGUACUAAAAUAGUUUAUUUCUUUUUGUGUCCUUCAUGAUAGCAUUAGAGAACGCCAUGUAUCCGAUCAUCAGAUCAGGACUGGCGAAGUUUGAUGUCAGUUUACCCGAGGAACUCCAGAACUAUGUCAGUUACUUAUUAGAUGAGUCAGCUAAACUUCACUUACGUAAGCAAGUACUCCAACCACCUCGUGCCUUAGAGGAAUUACGAGAAGCAAUGGAUGAAGACGAAUUGAAAACAUUCCUUACUAUUCACAUCAGAGAAGGUGCAUGGCAAGUGGUGCUGCUGUUUACGGAUGAGCUCCCUAAAUAUAAACUACCAUGGGACUGGUGUCGUAUAAUUCAUAACGAGGACGAGGACGAGGACGAGAACAAGGAGGUGUCUAAUGAAGUGAUAUACAGUUCGACGUCAGGCAUAUUGAAGGCGUGGCCAACAAAGUACGACCCUAGUUUGGCAACACUGUGUAACGCGAUCACCAACAAGGACUGGAAAGUAACCAGAUUAAUUCUCUCUAUGAGUCGGACACCUGAUGAAGGUUUGAAGAACUUGAGUACAGCGCUUACUCAGAGUGAACUUUACAGCCUGACACUGCAUGACAUUGGUUUACAAAGUCAAGGAUUAGAACACCUGUGUAACGCGCUAACCAGCGUUAACUGCAGAUUAACAAACUUAAACGUCAGGAAUAAUCAGUUGGGAGACUUGGGAGACGUAGGAAUAAUGCACUUGUGUGACGCGCUAACCAGCGUUGACUGUACAUUACCAAGCUUAAACGUCAGUUCCAAUCAGUUGGGAGACAACGGAUUGAAACACUUGUGUGAUGCACUUACCAGUAGAAACUGUGCGUUAACCAAAUUGAAAGUCCGUUUUAAUAGCUUAGGGGAUAGAGGAAUAAAAGAAUUGUCUGAAGUUUUAACCAGCGGAUUCUGUGCAUUAACAAGUUUAGACGUAAGCGGCAAUGAAUUUGGAGAUGUAGGAAUCAAGCACCUGUGUAGGGCCUUGACUGAUACGAAAUGCAAACUACAGAGCUUAAACCUCUGCAGCAAUCGGUAUGUAAAUCGGUAUGUAACAGAAGAUGGUAAAAAAUAUUUGUCUCAAAUGUUAACUGGUACUGACUGGGAAGAUAAAGGAGCUCUACGACUUUCCCGUUCAACUACAAAGUAG